UCGGGAAAGGAUUGGAGAUGCGCGUCUGAAGGAGAGACUCCGCCCAAGGGGAGCGCAGGCUGGUGACCUUCGCCUUUGCGCGGCGGUACUUUCGCUUCCAAGGCUAUUCCCUCCCCGCGCGGCGCGUCAUCCCCGACCAGGAGCCCGUGGGACGGCGCGGGGCGAGCACCUGGAGGCUGCCGGGCCCCUCCUACCCUGGCCGGGGAAGGGCUUCCCUGAGUCCGGCGUGCUGGCUGGCUGGGGCGCCACAAAGCAGGGAGCUCGCCGGCCGGCUGCUGGGGAGAGCGAGCGCGGAUUCUUGCUUGGCGCGCCUGGAGACCCGGGACUCGAGCAUGGCUUUUGGCAAGAGUCAGAAGGAUCCCUUCGGCACAGCCGUGGGGCACCUGAUCGAAAAGGCUACUUUUGGAGCGCUGCAGACAGAAGAGUGGGGCCAGUUCAUGCACAUCUGCGAUAUUAUCAACACAACUGAGGAAGGACCCAAGAAUGCGAUCAGAGCGCUAAGGAAAAAGCUUUCCAAAAACUGCAACCAUGUUGAGAUUCGUCUGACGCUUUCUCUCCUCGACAUGUGCAUGCAGAACUGUGGCCCGAGCUUCCAGUCUCUGGUUGUGAGAAGGGAUUUCUGCAAAGACAGACUAGUGAAGCUGCUGAAUCCAAGGUUCAACCUCCCUGUUGAUAUGCAGGAGAAAAUCCUGACCUUUAUCAUGACAUGGGCUCGAGGAUUUCAAGGUGCUGUGGAUGUGAGUGAUGUAAAGGAGGUGUACCUGGAGCUGCUUAAGAAAGGGGUCGAGUUUCCGUCCUUGGGAAGCAACAAUGGAACCAAGAAGCCUUUACCUCCGGUCUCCACAAAAGCAUCAUAUGGCAGUCCCAGGAGGGGCAUUUUAGGAUCCCUUAGCCCACCUACAGUCAUAACACUGAUUCCCGAACAGAUUGGAAAGCUGUACAGCGAACUGGAUAUGGUAAAGAUGAAUGUGAGGGUCAUGUCAGCCAUCCUGAAGGAAAACGUCCCUGGGUCAGAAAAUCCAGAUGAUAUGGAGCUUCUCCAGAAGCUCUAUAAGACGUGUCGGGUAAUGCAAGAGAGAAUUAUGGAACUUCUCGCGACUGUGCAGAAUGAAGACGUGAUCACAGAACUGAUACAAGUGAAUGAAAAUCUGAAUAAUGUCCUACUGGGACAUGAAAGGUUCUCUCGAAACAGAGUACGCUUCUUGGAGAAUCAAAGGAUUCAGAACGAAGGUGCAGGGGUCCAUGACAACCAGCCGUCUGCUCCUUCGUGUGAUUUGCUUGACCUGGCUUCAAGCUUUUCCACUACUGUGCCAAAGCCUGGGGAAGUUGGCCCUGCACCUCCUCAGUUUUCAGAAUUGAAUUGCCAGCCACAAAGUGUUGCUGUUCCAAGCCCCUACCCCACUCAGCCACCACUUUACCCUCAACUAAAUUCACUCGCAACUACAAAUGCUGCACACACUCCGUUCACAUCAGAAACACAAAGUGCAUGUCAAAGCUUUCCAGGUAGCUCGACAUACAUCAACGUGAACACCUAUUUAAAUCCAGUACCUCUGCAUCCGGUAAGCCUUCAGAGUAAUGGCUCAAGAGAGGUGCCCCCAGCAGACGUAUCAAAAAGCAGUCCGCCUCCUCCAAAUUAUUACGAGCUAAUGGAAUUCGACCCCUUGGCUCCCAGUGACAAAACAGAACCUGUAUAUGAAGAAAUUGAUGCACACCUAUUCAAAGCAAGUGUUAGAAACAACACCAGUUGUUAAAAGCAGAGGUCCAAGAGAACCAGUUCUUUACCAGUACUAGAGAUUCUUUUGAUCACUCAAAACCUGUCAGUUCAGUGACAAAGAAUAGGAGGACAAUUUUUGGAAGAUGAUUUGGAUAUGUCACACCGUUCAUAUGAAGACGUUCAAAACCUAUCCUGCAUUAAGUUCAGUUGAUCGUUAAGAAUGCAAGGUUCUACUUGUACGUAUACUUUGGACCAAAGUCUACAAAUUCUAUACAGCAUGUCCCCCCCCCC
This is a messenger RNA of Lacerta agilis (Sand lizard), 2005 nucleotides long. It is a transcript of the gene TOM1L1, whose product is annotated as target of myb1 like 1 membrane trafficking protein. The transcript is spliced from 15 exons. Bases 333 to 1751 code for a protein of 472 amino acids. Gene Ontology annotation, molecular function: ubiquitin binding; phosphatidylinositol binding; clathrin binding. The record is from RefSeq and is a predicted model, not a curated record. Gene Ontology annotation, biological process: signal transduction. Lineage: Eukaryota; Metazoa; Chordata; Lepidosauria; Squamata; Lacertidae. Gene Ontology annotation, cellular component: membrane; endosome.